Molecule: messenger RNA, 1155 nt
Organism: Telopea speciosissima
Lineage: Eukaryota; Viridiplantae; Streptophyta; Magnoliopsida; Proteales; Proteaceae
Product: D-lactate dehydrogenase [cytochrome], mitochondrial-like
Exons: 12
Coding region: 50-1015 (321 amino acids)
Biological process (GO): lactate catabolic process
Cellular component (GO): mitochondrion
Molecular function (GO): FAD binding; D-lactate dehydrogenase (cytochrome) activity; D-lactate dehydrogenase (NAD+) activity
Source: RefSeq, a predicted model, not a curated record
AUUUCUUCAAUUGCAUUGACAAUCAGGUCCUGGUGCAACCAUUGGGGGCAUGUGUGCUACACGUUGCUCUGGGUCAUUAGCUGUAAGGUAUGGAACUAUGCGUGAUAAUGUCAUCAACCUCAAGGUUGUUCUGGCAAAUGGGGAUGUAGUCAAGACAGGUUCUCGUGCAAGAAAAAGUGCUGCAGGAUACGAUUUGACGAGGCUGAUAAUUGGAAGUGAAGGAACCUUGGGAGUAAUAACGGAAAUUACUUUGCGGCUUCAAAAAAUUCCCCAGUACUCAGUGGUUGCAAUGUGCAACUUUCCAACAAUUAAGGAUGCAGCUGAUGUUGCCAUUGCCACUAUGAUGUCUGGGAUCCAGGUGUCCCGAGUAGAAUUGUUGGAUGAGGUUCAAGUAAAGGCUAUCAACAUUGCGAAUGGGAAAAAUUUUCCUGAAGUUCCAACAUUGAUGUUUGAAUUCAUAGGGACAGAAGCAUAUUCACGGGAGCAGACGUUAAUGGUUCAGAAGAUUGCUUCUGAGCACAAUUGUUCUAAUUUUGUCUUUGCAGAGGAUCCUGAAGCUAAAAAGGAACUUUGGAAGAUAAGGAAGGAAGCACUUUGGGCUUGUUUCGUAAUGCAGCCUAAUCUUGAAGCAAUGAUUACGGAUGUAUGUAUUCCUUUGUCACGGCUUGCAGAAUUGAUAUCAAGAUCUAAGCAGGAGAUUGAUGCAUCACCAUUGGUGUGCACUGUUAUUGCUCAUGCUGGUGAUGGGAACUUCCAUACAGUGAUCCUCUUUGACCCCAACAAAGAAGAACAAAGGCGAGAAGCAGAGAGACUAAACCAUUUCAUGGUCCAUACAGCCUUAUCGAUGGAAGGAACAUGUACAGGGGAACAUGGAGUUGGCACUGGGAAAAUGAAGUACCUUGAAAAGGAACUUGGAAUAGAGGCUUUGAGGACAAUGAAAAGAAUAAAGGCAGCCUUGGAUCCCAACAAUAUCAUGAAUCCAGGAAAACUGAUUCCUCCUCAUGUUUGUUUCUAAGCUAUAUUCAUAUUCAGAUUGUAGAACUGCAUGUUGUCCUAUAUUAGCCGAGAAGUCUGUAAUAAUAGUAAAUCAUACUUUAUAUUUUGGAUUAGAAAAUCAUGAGAACCAAUGUGACUUUAGCUGUUUUACUUCGAUCA